AUAAUUUAUAAAUUAAUAUAUUCCAAAGAAAUGGCUGAAUUCAAGAAAUCUGGAAAACGUCGGAAUGUCAGGAAAAGGGAAAAAACCAGUAGUGACUCUGACGAAAACAAUUCAGCCUCUAGCUCUGUUGUGAGAGGAGACAAAAGAGUAACCCCUGCCAAUCCUCUGAAAUCAGCCACAUGCUCAGUUAAAAAGCUGAAAGAGGAAAGAGAAGCUUUCUUGCCUGCUAUUCAGUCCACUAAAACUGAUGCACCAGAAAUUGAUGGGGGAGCUACAAGAACAUUUGAAUUAGACACAGCUAAAGAAGUUGAUUCAACUACUAUCUACAAACGAAAUCUUGAAAUGAGCAAGAAGGAUGAUGUAAAUGAGGAGUACAAAGAGGUAUAUAAAGGCAGUGGUGCCUAUCAAAAGUUCAUAGAGGUCAAAGAUUCAGUGGUUGCAAAUGCUGGAGGAGGUCAAUUGAAACAAGGGCCUAUCCGACGCCCUGAUCACUUGAGAGCCACUGUUAGAUGGGACUAUGCUCCUGAUAUUUGUAAGGAUUAUAAAGAGACUGGUUUUUGUGGUUUCGGUGACAGCUGCAAAUUUAUGCAUGACAGAAGUGAUUAUAAAAGUGGCUGGCAGCUGGAAAGAGAAUGGCAGGCACAGGAGUACGGUGCACGAGAGAACGAUAACUAUGAAGUAUCAGAUUCAGAUGAUGAAGAUCUUCCUUUUGCUUGUUACAUUUGCCGGGAAAAGUUCACAACUCCUGUUGUUACAAAAUGCAAGCAUUACUUUUGCGAGACAUGUGCUCUGAAACAUUACAAGAAAACCAAACGUUGUUUUGUGUGUGAAGCUAAUACUGGGGGAGUUUUCAAUCCUGCCAAAGAAAUAAUAGCCAAAAUGAAGGCUGCUGAAGAAGCAUAGAGACGAUGUUGUAUUAAUAGUCAAAACAGAAAAGAUGAGACACAAAAUUUAAGUCUUAAAUCAGAGUGCAAUCUAAGUUGUGUUAAAGCUGCAUUAUGGAAUUAUCAUCAGCCUAUAGGAAAGGCAAAAUAAUGUCAUUAUAUGACAUAAUACUCUUUGAUUACCAGAGCUUUUUAAUCUUGGUAGGUAUCAUCUAUUUGACAUCCUAUUUCUAGAUGACGCUUCCAAUGUACAAAAACAGAACUUUUUGCUUUCUUGAAAAGCAACUCAUUAGAGGCACCAUUUUGUUGAUCUUAAUUAUUAAUUAUCCAUUCAUUAUGUACAAUUUAAUAAUUGAAUCGAAAUUAGAAUUAGAAUUAGAAUUAGAAUCAAAUUUACACAGCAAUAC
Bolinopsis microptera is the source of this 1291-nucleotide messenger RNA. Its product is annotated as E3 ubiquitin-protein ligase RNF113A-like. Gene Ontology annotation, biological process: snoRNA splicing. The coding region runs from base 31 to 903 and encodes 290 amino acids. The transcript is spliced from 5 exons. NCBI's taxonomy places the organism in Eukaryota, Metazoa, Ctenophora, Tentaculata, Lobata, Bolinopsidae. Gene Ontology annotation, cellular component: U2-type spliceosomal complex. The record is from RefSeq and is a predicted model, not a curated record. Gene Ontology annotation, molecular function: metal ion binding.